This is a messenger RNA of Benincasa hispida (wax gourd), 907 nucleotides long. NCBI's taxonomy places the organism in Eukaryota, Viridiplantae, Streptophyta, Magnoliopsida, Cucurbitales, Cucurbitaceae. The record is from RefSeq and is a predicted model, not a curated record.
UCCAUAUAUCUAAAACAAAAAAUGUUAAAAAAAAUAUCUCCAGAAAAUAAAAACACAAAAUGUUAGCAAUACCAAAUUACAGUCUCUUUAUAGUUCAAAGGCAUGAUUGUAACAUAAAUGAAGUGGUUGAUCGAAGCAAGUGGAGAAGAUCGUAGAGCUUACAAUGAGAAGAACGAAAGGGAAGCUAAGUCCACGUGAAUUGUUCACUCAAGAACAUAAAGGCCUUGUGGAAGAAGGAGAAAAAUGGAUGAAGAAAACAGCAAAUUCAUGUAUGUUGGUUGCAACUCUAAUCACCACCGUAGUUUUUGCGGCAAUCUUCACCGUACCAGGCGGAUACAACAACGACAACAACAUCAACAACCGUGGAGCCAUCGAGAGCAACAACACAGGCAGUCCUCUAUUUCUUUACAACAAAUGGUUCACUGUUUUUGUGAUAUCAGAUGCAACAGCUUUGAUCUCAUCUUCAACUGCAAUACUAUUGUUUUUGUCGAUCCUCACAUCACGUUGUGCAGAAGAAGAUUUCCUUCUUUCGCUGCCAUUAAAAUUGGUGUUUGGACUUGGAACGCUCUUCCUAUCAGUAGUUACUAUGGUAUUGGCUUUCAGUGCCACAUUUUUUCUGUUCUAUGGCAAAGAUACAGCUUGGGUUCCAUUGCUUGUUGCUGGAAUGGCUAUUCUUCCUGUUUAUUGUUUUGGUGUUUUACAGUCUAAGCUUGGGGCUGAUACAUUAGUAGCUUUACGAGCCACUUACUACUUGUAUUUCAGGAAUUCCAAGCCCAUAAUGUUUUUGUUGAAAUGCCUUGAAUCUCUUUACUGACCCUAAGGUUUAGAGUAGUGCGCUAUAUAAACUCUCUAACCCUAGAAGCGCCGUUUUGAUGUAAUUUUGAAAACAUUCUCUCAAAUAAUAUUG